CCCCCACCCUAUCUGUGCGCCUGCCCUGUUGUCAUUGAGGCCGGAUUAUCCAAUGGGCAAGCUAGGCACAAGCCCACUAGGGGGCCCAUGCCCACUAGGGGGCCCAUACCAGCAGUCUAAAGAUGGACCAAAAAAAAACUGCCAUCAAAUUUCAGAUUUAUCAGAUAUAGCUGUCUGUAGGAACCGGCAGGGGGGCAGGUGGGAUGUGUCUCCCCUAAUAUUAGAAAACACGCCUCUCCCCCUCAAUAACAUGGUGAAAGUGGAUUUAGACAUAUUUCACUUGUGCACGUUUACUUUGAAGGGCACAUGGGUCUCCUCACUGACAAAGCCCCGCCCCUCAGGUCCCGACAGGACAGGAGACGGAGUUUAAAAGACAGCAGCAGCUCAGUUUAAUCGAGAAAGAAUGUAAGUUGGUAGUCAUUGUCCCCUGGAAGAUGAUCGUAAUUUUCUAGAACGUUAGGGUGUUUAAACAUCUUGGUGUGACUUAAACACCAACGUUACUAGCAAACAUGGAGCACUUUUCAGCAAGAGACUAAAGUCAUUUGACACCAAAUAUAAAGAACAACCUUUUCUUUUGACUUGACCCACAUGACUAUAAACUUAGUAACGUUACACAUCUCUCACGUUAAAAAUUGAGUUGGUGUGAUUUUUCCUUGUUUGAGACAUUCCUUUCAGUAUUUAUUUUUAAAAGUUAUCGUCCUCGUCAGAUGACGUAUCGGGUGCUGUAGCCCGUUGCAUGAUGGGAUAGCUAAGUAUAUAGACAAAGGAAGCGUUGGUUGCUUUGUGUUGUUGUUAGCUUUUAAACCUGCAGAAAAUGGUACACUCCUGAUGUGUGAAGGGCUGCCAUGCCGUCUUCACAAAAAGGCAAAAAAGUGAAAUGUAGGCUGGAGUCGCGUUAAUGGGAUAGUCUCCAUAUUUGACCAUUUAUUUUGACGGAGAAAUCUCAAGGCUGUUGGUGAUUCUGACUGGAAUUACCUGACACAUGCAGGCGCGCAGACGUUUCAAACGUAGCGCACGGAGAACAUCUGAGCAUGAUUAUUUCCCAGACUUGGACGCCAGGGUUAGCACAGCUCGCUAUCAGCGUGCUGCGGACUGGAGAGCAGCUGGAGCGUCUGUGGGUCCUGGCCCAGCAGCAGAACCAGUGUGUUUCUGUUUUAAGUUCAAUCGUUUUAUUCUAACAUUAAUAUGUUGCUGCACGUUGGUCAGCUUGUUUAGAAUAAAUAUGAAUGAAAAUUAGAUUAGACAGGGUGAUGAUAUCCCAAAUGUUUAUUCUCUAACUGUGCAAAAAUAUUUUCUGCCCAGUGGCCUAGCAAGGACACUUCUAUCCAACAGAGCGUAAAUGUGGCGUGUGCCAUUGCAACAUUAGGAGGUAUAAACUAGGCUUAUGCUACACAGACAACUUCUGUACUUGCCAAAACGGGCUGCAUCACUUCCUGUUGUGCUUUGACAGUGGGCUCUCCUCUUCUAAUACAUUUAUGGGUGGUCGGCGGGGCCCUUAAGCACAUUGUGCCCAGGGGCCCCUGCAAUGAUAAUCCGGCCCUGGUUGCCAUGCAUUUUUGUAAAACAUAACCACUCUUUUGAGCAUUUGUGCCGCUUAGACGCCAUGUUUCCUGCUUCCUUAAGCUACGCAGUGUGCGCGGUGACGUCAUUCACACCGACUGGAACUGAUAGGGGGAAUUGUUUGCAAACGUGGCGAACGAAAUAGGAAUUGAAACAAUGGGAAAUGGCUCUGGCUGAGAACUGGUUUUGAUACCCAACCCCAAAAUGUGAGAGUGAUUUACAUCAAACUACACCAAGUUGAUUUUGGUUCUCUCAAGAGAUUUUACUUUGAGGACAGAGCCACCUAGGUAGAUGGAACAAACACAGUCACAACCAGGCCAAACCUGUUGUGUUUUAUCACACAACACUGGUAAAUGUGUUCACUUACUCACUAAUUUGAAUCACUAUAGCACCACCUCCUAAGACACGGCUUGCUCUCCAUGAAACAAACAUGAUCUGAAUUGCACCAAACUGUGCACGACUGUUUUUUGUCAAUCCAUGAACAGCUCAACUGGAAUUGACGUGAAUUGGAGACUACUUACUGCAAAACGACCAAACGCAUCCAUGCCCUCAAAUGUUAAAAUUGUGUGUGUGCGUGCGUGCAUGUUAUUCGUGUGAAUGUGUGUGUGUGGACGUUUGUGUGUUAUUCAUUUGUGUGUGUGUGUGUGUGUGUGUGUGUGUGUGUGUGUGUGCGCGUGCGUGUGUGUGUUAUUUGUGUUUGCGUGCUUGUGUGUGUUAUUUGUGUGUGUGUAUGUUAUUCGUUUGCCUGCAUGUGUGUAUGUGUGUAUAUGUGCAUGUUUGCAUGUGUGUGUGUGUGUGUGUUAUUUGUGUUUGCGUGCUUGUGUGUGUUGUUUGUGUGUGAGUGUGUGUGUGUGUAUGUUAUUCGUUUGCAUGCGUGUGUAUAUGUGUGUAUAUGUGCAUGUUUGCAUGUGUGUGUGUGUAUGUGCGCGUGUUUGCAUGUGUAUGUGUAUGCUAUCCAUUUGCAUGCGUGUGUGCGUUAUUGAUGUGUGUGUGUGUGUGUGUGUGUGUGUGUGUGUGUGUGUGUGUGUGUGUGUGCGUGCUUCUCCGCACUUAAAUGCUUGUCCAGCAGAACCCAGUGAACCACUGUCAGACUCCUGAAAUCAUGAGCGAAUAUAGAUGGCCUCAAAGCUUCUUACAACAGAGCCCGCUUACGAUUCCCUUUCCGUGCACAGCAUCCUUGAAUAGACCACACAAAGAUCCUUAAGCCAAAAAUCCCUCCUUGGUAUUUAAUUCUAAAUGAGUAAUUACUGGGUGUGUCAGUGUGUCUUAGGUUUGCAGGUAGGCUGGGUGACGGAGCUCAUUUGCACAGGGGCUUUGGAGGGAACUGUGAUCUACACAGACGUACCCAUUGUUAGUGAGUGGUCAUCCUUGGGAAGCUGCUGAAGAGCCCAGUCGCAUAGAGGGGACCAACUACAUAGAGCUGCCAAGAUGUGUGACAUGGGGGGUUUGGAUAACCUGGUGGCCAACACGGCCUACCUGAAAGCCCAAGGUGGGGAUGACAAGGAGAUGAAAAAGAGGCGUCGCAGCCUGUCUCUCCCUAAGACGGAGCAAUGUGCUGCCCUCCGGACCUCCAUUGAAAAGGACUUUGCAUCACUUUGUGAAAGGCAGCCUAUAGGGAAAAAGCUAUUCCGUGAUUUCCUGGCAAAUACGGCUGAGUUUAAACUUGCUGCUGAUUUCCUGGAUGAUCUGUAUGACUGGGAUCUGUCUGAAAGUGCAGGGAAAGACAAGGCCCGUCAAAACAUCAUCAACAAGUACUGCAAAGCCGACUCCAAGUCCUUCCUGACCUUCCUCACUGGGGAGCCUGCAGAGAAAUGCAAGUCUGUCACCGAUGCCAACUUUGAAGAGGUGAUGAAGACCAAAGUCCAGGAUGGUGUAAGGGAAUUUCUAAAAGCCAAACCGUUUACAGACUACCAAGCCAGCCCAUUCUUUGACAAAUUCCUCCAAUGGAAGGAGUACGAGAAACAGCCCAUCACGGAAAAGUACUUCUAUGAAUUUAGAACUCUGGGAAAAGGUGGCUUUGGAGAGGUGUGUGCUGUUCAGGUGAAGAACACAGGCCAGAUGUAUGCCUGCAAGAAGCUAUGUAAAAAGCGCCUGAAGAAGAAGGGCGGAGAGAAGAUGGCCCUGCUGGAGAAAAAGAUCUUGGAGAAGGUCAACAGCCUGUUUCUAGUCAACUUGGCCUACGCCUUUGAUACCAAGACCCACCUGUGCCUUGUCAUGACCCUGAUGAAUGGGGGAGACCUCAAGUACCACAUAUACAACAUAGGUUACGAUGGCAAGGGCGUGGACAAAGGCAUUGAGAUGAAGCGCAUCAUUCACUACACAGCACAGAUCGCCACUGGCAUCCUGCACCUGCACGCCAUGGACAUUGUGUAUCGUGAUAUGAAGCCUGAGAACGUGCUGCUGGAUAGCCAGGGCCAGUGCCGACUCUCGGAUCUGGGUCUGGCCAUAGAGAUCUCUCCAGGGAAGACCGUCACACAAAUGGCGGGUACAGGAGCAUACAUGGCCCCUGAGAUCCUGACCAAAACGCCGUACCGGACGUCGGUGGAUUGGUGGGCCCUGGGCUGCAGUAUCUAUGAAAUGGUGGCUGGCUAUACACCUUUCAAAGGUCCUGAGAGCAAAAAAGAGAAGGUGGAGAAGGAAGAGGUGCAGCGCCGAAUUCUCAACGAGGAGCCAAAGUGGGAGCACAAGUGUUUCGAUGCCUCCACCAAGGACAUCAUACAACAGUUCCUCAAGAAAAAACCGGAGGAGCGCCUGGGGUUUAGGAACAACAUGGAGGAUCCCAGGAAGCACGAGUGGUUCAAGAGCAUCAACUUUCCUCGCCUUGAGGCAGGACUGGUGGAUCCUCCCUGGGUCCCUAAACCCAACGUGGUCUAUGCCAAGGAUACGGGUGACAUCGCCGAGUUCUCUGAGAUCAAGGGCAUCGUCUUUGAUGCCAAAGACGAGAAAUUCUUUACAGAGUUCAGCACUGGCGCCGUGCCCAUUCAGUGGCAGCAGGAGAUGAUUGACACAGGACUGUUUGACGAGCUCAGCGACCCCAACAGGAAAGAAGGUGGAGGAGGCUUGGACGGCGACAAGAAGUCUGGCACGUGCAUCCUGCUGUGAGCAGGGUCGUCUCCUAACACCCAAUCACUCUCUGUUGGUUUUCUAAUAACAAUCUAAAAGCGGGCCGAGUAUCAUGGAAGGGGAGCAGGAGCUCCUUUAGCAGGACAUCCGUUCUCCGUGGCGAUGCUCACAGCUUACAGAUCAGCUGCUCCUGAUUGGCUGCUCGUCGUUCCUGGUUCACAGCUUCUCUCCCAAGACGUUCUGAUGAUGUUGGUGACUGAGUGCUAGCAGUGCUGGUGUUAACGGAGUUCGCUGUGUGCCAGAAAUACAGUUUAAUCUGACACAUUGAAGCAGGUUUUGCAUAAUUAACUUUAGGAAACAGACACUUGGUGUUCAUCUAGACCUGAAAGUUAAUCCGCUCUAGAAAACUGUGCAGCUCUGUAGCAUCUGUGUCGAUGACACCAUGAACCCACACGGUUGGUACACGUAAAAGUGCUUUUGACAACAUCUGGCCGACAAGUUUCCGGUAUAGUCUUACCAGACAUCUGUCUGCCACGUACACAGAGUAAUACUAACCUGCCGGAGUAGAUCAUUUAGGUUUAAUUUACCAACUAAAAAAUGCCACCUCCUGCCUUCACCGUUGGUGUUUGAGGCUCGAGCCGCCAGCUCGUGGAGACAUCAGCGUAGGAUGACGGACAACUUAGGGCGACAUAUUUCUGCACCUGGAUGUCUGCGAGCGAGCCCGGGAAACGUGGCGAUGAUUCAAACCGGCACAGUGCUUAACAGGAUUCCUCAGAUUUGGUGAUUGGAUCUAGAGACUAAAUAGUUAAAAUGGAUGUUAUUAUUGUUGUCGCUUGUCUGUGGUUAUUUGUUUGUUUUCAGUUUGACGCAUUUGUCAAAUUUGAGUUUUUACAAGUUAUGUUACAAAUGCAUGGUCAUAAACUUGUAAAUACUUGUAAAGUAGGAAUAUAUGACAGAAAAGAUGUAAUCUUGAAUUUAAUUUAAAGAAAUUAAAGAAAUAUCUUUUAAAACCUG
Molecule: messenger RNA, 5637 nt
Organism: Nothobranchius furzeri (turquoise killifish)
Lineage: Eukaryota; Metazoa; Chordata; Actinopteri; Cyprinodontiformes; Nothobranchiidae
Gene: grk7a
Product: G protein-coupled receptor kinase 7a
Biological process (GO): signal transduction; regulation of signal transduction; protein phosphorylation
Cellular component (GO): cytoplasm
Molecular function (GO): ATP binding; rhodopsin kinase activity
Source: RefSeq, a predicted model, not a curated record